AUCUAUCUAUAAUUGUUAGAAUUAAAAGCAAUUGAAGAAACAAAUUCUAUCAUUUAUUACCUAAUCCAACUAAAUUAAAUUAAGGAGACAUAUUUGACGGGCUCACAGUACGAAUCAUACACGGACUACACAGUUUACAAACUUUAUUUUCUUUUCAGCUUCAAAUCCCCUGCCCCCAACAAAUCCUAGUAAUCUGAUCAAUCUCUUCUAUCUGAAGCAAUCCGUGGAAAAAUGGGUAGCUCUGAAAGACCGAAAGGUGCAAUCUUGCUGGGGUUGCUACUGGCGGCGGCGCUCCAAUCGGCGGCGGGUCGGUUCGUGGUGGAGAAGAAUAGCUUAAAGGUGCUCUCCCCUGAUUCCAUAAGAGGAACUUACGAUUCUGCCCUCGGGAACUUUGGGGUUCCUCAGUAUGGAGGCAGCAUGACUGGGGUUGUCGUCUACCCUAAGGAUAACCGGAAGGGAUGCAAGGAAUUCCAUGACUUUGGGAUUUCAUUCACCUCCAAACCCGGUUCUUUGCCCACCUUUGUUCUUGUGGACCGUGGAGAUUGCCACUUUGCAUUGAAGGCUUGGAAUGCUCAGAAAUCUGGUGCUUCGGCAGUGUUAGUCGCGGAUGACAUAGAUGAGCGGUUGAUAACUAUGGACUCGCCCGAAGAGGACGGGUCUUCUUCAAGCUACGUGGAAAACAUAACAAUUCCAUCUGCACUUGUUGAGAAAAGUUUUGGGGAGAAGUUGAAGAAAUCGCUAAGGGAAGAAGAAAUGGUCAAUGUGAAUCUUGAUUGGAGAGAAACUCUCCCUCACCCGGAUGAUCGUGUCGAAUAUGAACUGUGGACGAACAGCAACGACGAGUGUGGGUAUAAGUGUGAUAUGCUGAUGAGGUUUGUGAAAGAUUUCAAAGGAGCCGCGCAGAUCUUAGAGAAAGGCGAGUACACUCAGUUCACCCCACAUUAUAUUACAUGGUAUUGCCCUCAGGCCUUCACUGUGAGCAAACAAUGCAAGUCUCAGUGCAUUAAUCAUGGGAGAUACUGUGCUCCGGAUCCCGAACAAGAUUUUAGCUCAGGUUAUGAUGGGAAGGAUGUUGUUGUUGAAAAUCUGAGGCAACUUUGUGUCUUUAAAGUUGCCAAAGAGGCCAAGAAGCCAUGGGUUUGGUGGGAUUACGUGACCGACUUCCAAAUUCGGUGCCCCAUGAAGGAGAAGAAGUAUAACAAGGAAUGCGCUGAUGGUGUAAUCAAGUCUUUAGGUCUUGAUCUGCAAAAGAUAGAGAAGUGUCUUGGAGAUCCCAAUGCGGAUGCUGAUAACCCUGUUUUGAAAGAAGAGCAAGAUGCUCAAAUUGGUAAAGGAUCACGGGGUGAUGUGACCAUUUUGCCUACUCUUGUUGUCAACAAUAGACAGUACCGAGGAAAGUUAGCAAAAGGCGCUGUGUUGAAGGCAAUUUGUGCUGGUUUUGAGGAAACUACAGAACCUUCUGUUUGUCUUAAUGGAGACAUAGAGACAAACGAGUGCUUAGACAACAACGGUGGCUGCUGGCAAGACAAGGCUGCCAACAUAACAGCCUGCAAGGAUACUUUUCGUGGACGAGUGUGUGAGUGCCCUUUGGUUGAUGGUGUGCAGUUUAAGGGAGAUGGUUACAACUUUUGCAACCCAAGUGGGCCCGGCCGGUGUCACAUCAAUCACGGGGGUUGUUGGCAUGAAACCCGAAAUGGACAUAGUUAUUCUGCCUGUGUGAUUAAUGGAGAUGGAAAGUGCACUUGUCCUCCAGGAUUCAAAGGUGAUGGUAAGAGUUGUGAAGAUAUCGAUGAAUGCAAAGAAAAGAGGGCCUGCCAGUGCCCUGAAUGCAACUGCAAGAAUACAUGGGGUGAUUAUGAAUGCACUUGCAGUAAUGACCUUUUGUAUAUGAGAGAUCACGACACCUGCAUAAGUAAGACAGCUACUCAAGUCAAGUCUUCUUGGGUGGGCGUUUGGGUCAUUUUGAUAGGACUGGCUGCCGUUGCUGGCACUGCAUAUCUUGUAUACAAAUACAGAUUAAGGACGUAUAUGGAUUCAGAGAUCAGAGCGAUAAUGGCACAGUACAUGCCACUAGAUAGCCAGAGUGAGGUUCCAAGUCACACUGGCGAUGCCCGUGCUUGAGAGAGUGCUUAGCGUUUCGACUAACUCCCCUCCUAAUGCUGGACCCCACUUCAGCAGGAGAUGGAAAUGCCCGUUGUUGUUGCUCUGUAAAUACCCUUUUCUCAUUUUUUCGAAUGGAAUCACACGCUUUGUCUCCGCGUCCCCGAGGAGGGUAUUAUGGUAAUUUUUACGAUUAGUGGUAGAAAGAGUCGGGCACUGGUGCACCAUAUCUUUGUGUCAUGUACUUGUGUUGUAAUGAUUUAAAAAAAACCACCCUACAUUUUGGUAGGAACAACAGCCACUAGCAGAGGCAGUCUUGAAGGGUUUGUGCUGCGAUAAUUUUAUUCAAAACCGUAUGCAUCAAGCUUCAUUCUUGUAUAAUUACCGUGAUUAUGUGGCAAACAUAUCAAACAAAAAAGCUACUGUAAAAGUAAAAAAAGGAAGAGUGUGCAGAUGCCAGAUGUGACCGUGAGUGGAGGGAGGCAUAUGCGAGAAGCUAAGCAGAAGUCCUUAAACUUCCAGAUCUAAGGUUCUUAUCAUUCCGCCAGAAGCAGAGGACGAUGACACUAUCAGAGCCUGUGACCAUGGAUGCUGGCAGUGCUGGAUUUGAAACGGAGGUGGCUCAUACGUCUCAUGCAUCGAGGACAAUUGCCUAGCAGAUCCGAGAUAGUUAUUGGCUUCCAAUGGUACGAAUGAAGAGGAAGACGGCGAUUAGGCAAAAUCAGGAACUGAAGAGAGUGGCCUUCGCCGUUGACCACACCACAAUUCCUUUCUGUGCCAUAACCACUGAGUCUGUGAGUUCUAGCAAAAUCUUUAUGUUUUUAUUCGCAUGUCUAUCUUUUUUUUAUACAUUUUUUAAAAUCAGAUCUGAAAGUAGAAAUAAUUUUUAAUAUACUCUUGAUAUUUAUUGAUUUCAUAUUUGCCGAAGACUCAAAUUUACAGGUAUGAUUUUGUUUGGAUGUGCUGAUGGCAACCAGUAAUACUCUACUAGCUCAAUCAUGUUUAUGCUUUCUACCUUUCUCAGGGUUUCUGUCGAUACGUCCUUUCAUCCUCUCGGAUGUUUGCUGCCUCAACAGAGAUGCUGCCCUCUUCCACCGAAGUCUGUCGCAAGGUUCUUCCAGAUAUAGGGUUUCAUCUGCUCGAUGGUCUCUUUUCCUUUGAUUUUAGCGGCCGGUCAUUCCACCAAUGAGAAGAAUCAGACGCGUAGGGUUAAUCAUCUCUAACUUCCUUCCUCAAUAUCCAAUCCAUUAUCUAUCGGGUAUUUCAUUUUCUUCUCCGAGUUUUUGUCUUCUAUUAGAUAUAUGGUCAAAUUAUAGAAAAUUAGACAGUGCUCGCCACAAGCCCACAACCAUGGAUAAGAGGAUGUUUUUGGAUGAAGACAUCUAUCCAGACAGAGAACAGAUCUGCUCUCUUUCUUCUAUAUUUCUCUUUUCAUUUUCUUUGACUUAAGUGUACAUUUUAAAUACUCCGUAUAAUUCAGUAACUUAAAUUAAAUGCCAUGAAUUCCG
Molecule: messenger RNA, 3608 nt
Organism: Cuscuta campestris
Lineage: Eukaryota; Viridiplantae; Streptophyta; Magnoliopsida; Solanales; Convolvulaceae
Source: the annotation of a GenBank genome assembly